AUGGACAUUUUUGAUAACUACGAAGAAGACGAGUACGAUAGGUACAAAGUUAUUAAGCCAGUAGUUUAAAAACAUAAGAGAUUUUUCUUCAUUCAAAAUCUUUAAAAACUUGCUGAUAAUCUUUAAGUUCCUGAUACAUACUUAGUUGAAUAUAUUUGCAUAAAAUCAAACUGUUAAAAAGAAAUUUAUCAAAAGUCUAAUUACUUAAUAAAAACAUCACUUUGUUAAGUAUAAGUAGAAGAAUUAAUAAAUGAAUUUGCUAAUACUUACUUGAAAUGUUCUAAAUGUCAUCUACUCGAGUACAAAAUCAAAGUAAAUUAAGCUAAAUCGCUAAUAUAAUCUAAAUGCGCUUCCUGCGGUUAUUUAAAAACACACCCAUUAAAAGAGGAAAUGAAUUAAUUUAUUUUCAACAAUCCUCCUGCGAUGAAAAAGAAAUUUGACAUUGAAUCAGGUAGAGGAUUCUUAAAUGAUUACAAUCAAGAUUUUGACUACUCUGAUUAAGAAGAUGAAAAUAUAAAUUAUUCUUACGAGGAUAGUGACUCGCAAAGCGAGAUCUAAGAAGAAGAAUACUUCGAAGCUUAAAAUUAGGAGAAUUCGUAAUCUGGAGAUAUAAGCUUUGAAAAUGAUUAGGAUUAAGAAAAUGAGUUAAAAGUAGAGUAAUAACCUUCUGUAAAGGAAAACGAAUAUGAUGAUAAUUAAAAUACUAAUGAAUGUGAUUCUUGUGAACAGUCCUCUUCUAAUUAAAACUAUUAGACAAUAAUUGAUAGAAAAUCCUUUUAAGAUGAUGUAAUUUAAUAGAAUAGAUUUGAGCAAUUUAUGUAGACAAAUUAGUAGAUGAAUGUUAAAAAUUCAAAUCGAAUUUUUUAAUUAUAAAGUGAGAGUUAAGUAAAUAACCUUGAAAAAGUGUGUUCCUGA
Molecule: messenger RNA, 915 nt
Organism: Tetrahymena thermophila SB210
Lineage: Eukaryota; Ciliophora; Oligohymenophorea; Hymenostomatida; Tetrahymenidae
Product: domain found in IF2B/IF5 protein
Exons: 1
Biological process (GO): formation of translation preinitiation complex; formation of cytoplasmic translation initiation complex; translational initiation
Cellular component (GO): cytosol
Molecular function (GO): GDP-dissociation inhibitor activity; eukaryotic initiation factor eIF2 binding; translation initiation factor activity
Source: RefSeq, a predicted model, not a curated record